This is a messenger RNA of Lepus europaeus (European hare), 1423 nucleotides long. RefSeq names its product myeloid leukemia factor 1 (gene MLF1). The record is from RefSeq and is a predicted model, not a curated record. Gene Ontology annotation, cellular component: cytoplasm; nucleus. The coding region runs from base 102 to 962 and encodes 286 amino acids. Lineage: Eukaryota; Metazoa; Chordata; Mammalia; Lagomorpha; Leporidae. The transcript has 8 exons. Gene Ontology annotation, biological process: regulation of DNA-templated transcription.
AGGAGCGUCGACGGUUCCUAGGAGGCAGGCUCCGGCCGCGGCCGCGGCGAGUUACACCGUUUUCCAACCAGUCCGCGCCCGCCGCAGCCGAGACAGCCAGAAUGUUCAGGAUGCUGAGCAGCGGCUUCGAGGAUGAUCCUUUCUUCUCCGAUUCUUUCCUUGCACACCGAGAAAGUAUGCGUCAGAUGAUGAGAAGCUUUUCUGAACCCUUUGGCAGAGACUUGCUCAGUAUUUCUGAUGGUAGAGGACGAGCUCAUCAGCAUACAGGACAUGAUGAUGGAGAAGACUCCGUGACUGCAAUGAGUUGUUCUCUUCUGCCAUUCAGCAGUUUUUGUGGUAUGCAUACAGAUGUCAACCCUUUUCAGGCAAUGGACCGAAUGAUGUUAAAUAUGAGAAACAGUAUGCAGGAAUUACAAAGAAACUUUGGUAAUCUUUCAAUGGAUCCACAUGGACAUUCAUUCUGUUCUUCUUCGGUGAUGACUUAUUCCAAAGUAGGGGAUGAACCACCAAAAGUUUUCCAGGCCUCAACCCAAACCCGCAGGGCUCCAGGAGGAAUAAAGGAAACCAGAAAAGCAAUGAGAGAUUCUGACAGUGGACUAGAAAAAAUGGCUGUUGGUCACCAUAUCCAUGACCGAGCUCAUGUCAUUAAAAAGUCAAAGAACAACAAGACUGGAGAUGAAGAGGUCAACCAAGAAUUCAUAAAUAUGAACGAAAGUGAUGCUCAUGCUUUUGAUGAUGAGUGGCAAACUGAGAUUUUGAAGUAUAAACCCGGGGGACGAUGGCGCAAUGUUGAAAAUGCUAAAAUGCGCAGUGUUGGUCAUGAGAAGAAUCCAGGAUCCCGAGAACUUAAAAGAAGGGAGAAAUCUAAUCAAAGUCCAGCCAUUGAAAGUGGAAGAAGAUCAAACGUUUUUGUGGACAAACUCAACAUCAAAGGGUCACCUCUGAAAACCCACAAAAAAUAAAUUACCAUGCAUUUGAUUCACUUAGUUUUCAUUGUUUUAACUGAGAAAGUAAUGGUGCUGGGUAAUAUAUGUAAGACCAAUCUCUGUUGUUAGAUCAGUUCUAUACUUUGCAACUUUCUUCUGGUAUCUGAAUCUUCUUGGAAAUUCUAGAUUUAUGUUGUUCCUACUCUAGGAAUAAAAGUUGAUUUUGAAUAAAGUGAAUAAAUUGUGAAACAUUCUGUAAAACUCUACUUUAAAACACUAAUUUUUAAAGCUAAAAUGUUGGUUUUGCUUCCCCAGUUUUUAUAUUUGCUAUGUAUUCUUUUAUAUUUAUCAAGAUCAAUUGUAGAGCUACUUGUAUAAUUUACAAUUAGUUAUAAUAAAGCAAAAUGUUAAAACAGUAUCAGUUUUCACCCACCCUAGAGGUUUUGAAUAAUUUAUCUCAAAUUUUAUGAUGUAAUAUAUAGAACAGCUAGCUUAAA